CCGGAAACGGAAAUGUUGAGAAAAUUGGAGGUGAUUUCAAGACAGAAAUUAUUUUAGGUCAUUGUAACAGGAAUUUAAGCUGCUGCUGUUGAAAGGGGAAAAAGAGAAAAGACGAAGUUUGCUGUCAUCUUCCCACAAAUUUUGUGAGAACCAUGAACGACUUUGCUGUUCUUAACACUGGCAGGAAGAUGCCUCUGCUCGGAUUGGGAACGUGGAAGAGUGAACCAGGAAAGGUCAAACAGGCUGUGGUCUGGGCUCUAAAAUCUGGAUAUCGACACAUCGACUGUGCUGCCAUCUAUGGAAACGAGCUGGAGAUUGGAGAAGCUUUGGAGGAGACGCUGGGCCCUGGGAAGUCCCUGAGACGAGAGGAUGUGUUCAUCACGUCAAAGCUGUGGAACACUCGACACCACCCAGAGGACGUGGAGCCUGCACUGCAGAAGACCCUGAAGGAUCUGAAGCUGGAGUACCUGGACCUCUACCUCAUCCACUGGCCUCAUGCUUUCCAACGGGGCGACGUCCCAUUCCCCAAAAAUGAGGAGGGCACCAUGAUGUAUGACGACAUUGACUACAAACUGACCUGGGCUGCCAUGGAAAAGCUGGUGGAGAAAGGUCUGGUCCGCUCCAUCGGCCUCUCUAACUUCAACAGUCGACAGAUCGACGACAUCCUGUCGGUGGCCAGUAUCAAACCCACAGUGCUGCAGGUGGAGGGACACCCUUACCUGGCUCAGGUGGAGCUGCUGGCCCACUGCAAAGAGCGAGGCCUUGUGAUGACAGCCUAUAGUCCUCUGGGUUCUCCCGACCGAGCCUGGAAACAUCCAGAAGAGCCUGUGUUACUACAGGAACCAGUGAUCAGUUCCCUGGCACAGAAGUACAACAAGAGUCCAGCCCAGAUCCUUCUCAGGUGGCAGACUCAAAGGGGAGUGGUAGUGAUUCCUAAAAGUGUGACAGAGUCACGGAUUAGGGAAAACAUCCAGGUGUUUGAUUUCACUCUCCAAGAUGAAGAAAUGAGGAGCAUCACUGCUCUGAACAGAGGGUGGCGCUACAUCGUACCAAUGAUUGAAGUGGACGGAAAACAAGUUCCCAGAGAUGCUGCACAUCCUCACUACCCUUUUAACGACCCCUACUGACUCCGCCCACUGACUCCACCCACCAAACGUUUGUGCCUUCUAAAAGCUGGUCUCCUCUGCGUCGCCCCCUCAUGUUAGCCUCGGAACAAUGGUUGAAUUUUGUGUUACUGAAAUAAAAACCUGUCAAAGUUGGUUCUUAACUAAA
Messenger RNA from Cynoglossus semilaevis (tongue sole), 1272 nucleotides. RefSeq names its product aldo-keto reductase family 1, member A1b (aldehyde reductase) (gene akr1a1b). The record is from RefSeq and is a predicted model, not a curated record. The transcript is spliced from 8 exons. Gene Ontology annotation, molecular function: alcohol dehydrogenase (NADP+) activity. Lineage: Eukaryota; Metazoa; Chordata; Actinopteri; Pleuronectiformes; Cynoglossidae. The coding region runs from base 153 to 1127 and encodes 324 amino acids. Gene Ontology annotation, biological process: aldehyde catabolic process.